CCUCCUCGACCCUCACCCUCGUUCCCGCCCGCAUUUCCCUUGCUCCUUUGCCAGUCGCUCGUUUUCCGGGGCGUGGGAGUGAAUCUUGAACCAGCAUCCCUUUUCUUGACGCGUUCCAGCUCGUGUUGACAGCCUCCGAGUGGCCCCUCGAGACGCAGUUCCACCUCGCACCACCGCCGAGCUGACCACCGGUGUUCAACCGUCGCACCCGCCUUUCCGCUCGCCAGCCGCCAGCCUGCCCACCCGCAGUUCCAUUAAUUCGAACCCUCCUCCGAAGCACUCUCCGUCCGCGCCAUGAGGCCGUCCCAGCUGCUAGCCGCAGGAGUGGCCCUUUUGUCCGUCACGGCCGCGACCUCCAAUGUCUUCGACAGCAUAAACGCGUUGGGCAAACCGGAGCACAUGCUCUUGCCUCGACAGGACAACCAAGAUGUGCAGAGCUCCUCAGCGAAGAAAGACGCAUCGACCACAGCAGCUCCCAAGGAGACCAACCAAUCAUCCGGGACCGAGAAGCCCACAGCAACCAAGAGCGACGCGAAGACGACCGGCAAGGACUCGUCCGACAAGGCCACCAAGACGACCGGCAAGCCCAAGGUUACCAACUUCGGCCCCGAUGUGCAGCCUGGAGGUAUCCAGAUGGUCACUCCGAAUCCCGUCCUGGGUGCGCAGUACUACAAGGUCGGCGACUGGGUCACCUUUGCGUGGAACUACACUUCGCUCUCCAUCACACCCUCGCACGUCGACAUUCUGGCCUCGUGCUCUGUCAACCAACAGACGUACACCAUCGCCGUGAACCACUCGGUGCAGGCGACCGAUACCAUACUCUGGGACACCGGUGCCUACCAGAGCCAGCACCCAAACGGUCCCAAUUUUGUCAGCGAGACCUACACGCUGCUCAUCUACGACUCCGAGUCUAGCGUCAGUGCCACUGCUAAGCCUGGCUACCUGUCGCCAUUCAGCCAGUUCUACUUCGGCAUGUACACGCCGCAGCCCUACGUGAACUGGUCAGAAUUCGAGUGCGCGAACUGCCUAAAGAACGACGCCUUCUCCAUCUUCGCGAGCGGCACGACCAAGGUUCUCUUUGUCACCUUUGGAACGACCAUUGCGUCCUUCCUGUACUUCGCCGUCACUUUCGGUAUCAUAUGAGAACACUCUACGCCACACGCCUCCGAAACCUACAGCACACCACGGCUGCUUCAGCAUCACACACGAUUACGGCAUUCCUUCCAUUCAUAACUUGUUUAUACUUUCACUCCUUACUUGGGACCAAAAAUGGGACACGGCGCAUCUUGGGCUUGCAGCGUUCGUCACGUCCAAUCAUUCACUCCAACUCAGUCAUUCAAGGCACACGGUGUUGGGCGGGGUCACUUUUUUUGUAGGAGCAUGGACCGGUCGCAUUUGGGAAACAUACGCAUCUAUAAUAAUCGAGAGACGAGAGAAUGAGUGUGCUUGGCUAUACUCGUAAUAUCUUCGUUUAGUUUGGGAGUAGACGGGCGGGAGAGGGACUGGGAUCGAUCGCGAGAUUUACUACAGUCAUGAUGUAUGUACGUAGAGUCUUGUCAAUAUUACAACC
This is a messenger RNA of Paraphaeosphaeria sporulosa, 1570 nucleotides long. RefSeq lists its product as uncharacterized. Lineage: Eukaryota; Fungi; Ascomycota; Dothideomycetes; Pleosporales; Didymosphaeriaceae. The coding region runs from base 295 to 1143 and encodes 282 amino acids. The transcript has 3 exons. The record is from RefSeq and is a predicted model, not a curated record.